AUGCUCCAGCUCCAAGCCCUGAUCAACGCCCCGCUAAUGGUGAUGUUCAACAAGACGAGCAGCGAGAUUUUUGGCAUCAAUGACGGUGGUACCUUACUACUCUCCGCCGUCGGCUGGAUGGGCCUUUCUGGGAUGAUCGUCUCCCUAGCUGUCGUCGUCCCUUUAAUGGAUUAUUAUGGAAGAAAACCGAUAUGUGUCUAUGUAAAAUUCGGAAUGACAACACUUGGCGUUUCACUCUUCAUCCUCUCGUGGAUCGUACAAAACGGAAUCUUCUACCUACUUGGAUUGGGCUGUAUAAUUAUUCCUGUUGCCGUGAUGAUGCUGGGAGAUAUCAUAUUUUUGAGUGAAAUCGCUCCGGCUCAGCACAGAAGCUUCUUCGCCACGCUCUCACUAUCAUUUUUGCCGAUCUACGGCGGCGUUUGCCAUCUGUUGGCCCGCGAAGACGUUUGGGGAACGCCGGAAAAAUGGGGAUACAUCCCCAUUUUAACGCUGUUCCUGAACCUAUUAAUGCUGAUCGUUGGCUCAAAGCUGCCGAGUGGAAGGCCCGGACUAAAGGAUGAAUUCACACUCACCUCGUUCUACCAGCAGCAUUUUCAAAAAUUUCGCCGCGUCAUCGUGCCCAAGGCCGGCCUUGGAAAUAAAUUCCUGCUCGUCGCCUCGUUGCAGCUAUUUCUAAUGACAAAUAUUGUUUUAUUGGAGGCGGAAUUCGCCAUUCCAGUCUAUCGCGAAGAGGGGAUGAGCGUCAAUUCGAUCCUAACGAUGACACUGGUGCUCUUCGUCAUCCUGGCCCCAAUUCAAUGGCUCGGUCCGCUGCUGCUAAACAAAUUAGAAAAGAAAAAAAUAUUCCACAUCGUGCUCCCACUUUUCCUCCUCAAAGCCACGCUUCACAUCGUCAAUUCGGAGCUGCAGAUCGAGGCGCUUUGCUACCUCAAUGUCCUCCUGACGAAAACACUCGAAGCCACCGGGGUCACUGCGUUGCCAUUUGUGGUGGCUACUGAAAUACUUCCGCAAGAAUAUCUGGUUACGGUGACGCAGCUAUGUCUCGCCAUCUCUUCGAUCUGCAUUUCCUUCUUCACGUCGUUGGCCCCAUUCACAUUCGGCUCAUGUCUACAGUACUACCUGCUUUUUGUGGUCGGAUUCUCUGCACUGAUGGCUACGAUAGCAAGGAGAAACUGGAAAAUGGUCAGCGAGGAAAUUGAGGGUCCUGAAGCGGAGCCUCUACUCCGAAAGACGAGCCCUCCCCCGGAAUACGAACUGUUAAUU
Mesorhabditis spiculigera is the source of this 1263-nucleotide messenger RNA. Lineage: Eukaryota; Metazoa; Nematoda; Chromadorea; Rhabditida; Rhabditidae. The record is from the annotation of a GenBank genome assembly.